AUGCCGACGGUGGACGAAGCCCGCGCGCACUGCGCCGCGAUACUCGCGGGACUCGACGACGACACCCUCGAGUACGUCGCCGGGGCCGUGUUCGACGAUGAGGACGCCGGGACAGUGCUACCCGAGGACGAUCUGGUCGACUUCCUCGUGCCGAUGCUCGACGAGCUCUGCGAUGGCGACGAGGACGCCGCCAGAGGCAAGGCCAAACAGCUGUGGGCCGCGCUCGCAUCCGGCUCCGACGCCGCGCCGAAGGAAACCAAGCCCGCGGACGUCAGAAGAGCUCCGAUAUCCCUCGGCAAAGGCCCCACGACCGCGCUCGAGGCCAAGGUGCUUCGGGAGCAGGAGGAGCUUCGCAAGGGCGUCGCCGCCGUGGAGAUCGUGUACGACCGAUCCGUCGGCGACGACGGCGAGAGCGCGGCCGCCAGGAAGGACGCCGAGCGACUCGCGGCGAGGCAGGCGUACCUCGCGAACGAGGCGGCCAGGCAGAGCGCCGAGCUGGCGGCCGAGCUCGAGGAGGCGCGCGUCGUCGCCGCGAGGUCUAGGCUCUCCGGCGAAGCUUCCGGAUCCCGACUCGCUGCGAUCGAGCUCGGUCCUUUCCAGCUCCCCAACCCGGGCGGGGGCGCCGAUCUCAUCGAGAACGCGUCGAUGAUCCUCGUCCCGGGCCACCGGUACGGGCUCAUCGGCAGGAACGGCAAGGGUAAGUCGACGCUCUUGAAGUUCUUAGCCAGUCGUCGUGUCGGUGGAUUAGACAAAUCGACCUCCGUACACUAUGUGAGCCAGGAGCUGCACCUGAGUGAGGAGCAAGAGGAGUGGCGACCGGCGGCGUUGGUGGUGGAGGCGGACGUGGAGCGCCGGUUGCUGCUCGCCGAAUCCGCGGAGUUGGCGGCUAAAGCCGAGGCGAAGGACUACGCCCCCGACGCCGCGGAGCAAAAACGACGAUCGGAGGUGGAGGAAGCGCUGAUACAGAUCGACGCCGAGGGCGCGCCCGGGCGGGCCCACGCGCUGCUCCACAACCUGGGAUUCCCCGAGGCGCUGAUGGACCGCCCGAUGCGGGCGCUGAGCGGCGGGUGGAGGGUGCGCGCGGCGCUGGCCGCGGCUCUCUUCGCCAAGCCGGACGUUCUUCUCCUCGAUGAGCCUACAAAUCACCUUUCAAUCGCGGCGGUGCUGUGGCUGGCGAGGGAGCUCAGCUGCAGCUCCACGUGGCAGUCGCGCGUGGUCGUCGUGGUGAGCCACGACAGGCACUUCCUCGACGCCGCAACCACCGACUCGAUGCACAUCUCGGGCGCCGCCAGGAAGCUGACUUUGCACCGCAUGUGCUACUCCGCCUGGGCAGAAAAGAGGGAGGAACAACAAAAGGCUCUGCAGAAGCGCGCGCAGCUCCGGAACGAGAAGAAAACCAAGCUCGAGGCGUACGCUGGACACGGGUUCAAGUACGGCGGGAGCUCGUCGCAGAUCAACAUGAUGCAGCGCAAGGCGAACGAGGCUGCCAAGCUGGACGAGGAAGCCGCGGCGGAGGCGGCGGAGACGGCGGAUCUCGCAGAGGACGCCGAGCUCCCGUUGAACCUCGCCGCCGGCGGAAAACUUCGCGGGCCGAUCGCGCGCCUCGAGAACGUGGCGUUCAGGUACCCCGGGAUGGACAGCGACCUAUUCGCGAACGUCGACAUGGGCCUCGACAGCGACUCCCGCGUGUGCCUUCUCGGCGAAAACGGCGACGGAAAGACGACGCUGGUGAAGGUGAUGCUCGGGCAUUUGGCGCCGACGGCUGGGCUGGUCACCGUGGAUCGCGGCGCGAGGGUGGCGCUCGUCAACCAGCACCACGCGGACCAGCUCGCGUACGACAAGACCCCGCUCGCGUUCAUGCUGGACAAGUUUCCGGGCGACGGGAGUUUGCAGCACGAGCAGGAUCUUCGAUCGCACCUCGCGGGUUGCGGGGUGAUGGCGGCGCAGCAGGCGACGCCGUCUGGCGCCCUCUCCGGCGGUCAGCGCAGCCGCGUCGCGCUCGCGGCGGUGUCCUAUGCGAGGCCCCACCUGCUGGUGCUUGACGAGCCGACGAACAAUCUGGACCUGGAGGCCGUCGCCGCGCUCGCGGCUGCGGUGGAGGCGUUCCAGGGGGGCGUGGUGUUGGUUUCGCACGAUCAGUUCUUUGUGCAGAGGGUGGCGAGGGAGGUUUUCGUCGUCGGUAAAGGUGCGGUGACGAAACAGGAGUCCUUCGAGGCGUACAGGAACGCCAUGGCCAAGAAACUGGCCAAACAGUCGAGUUAG
Messenger RNA from Micromonas commoda, 2262 nucleotides. RefSeq names its product ABC transporter/cobalt transport family protein. The transcript has a single exon. The record is from RefSeq and is a predicted model, not a curated record. Gene Ontology annotation, molecular function: ATP binding; ATP hydrolysis activity. Bases 1 to 2262 code for a protein of 753 amino acids. Lineage: Eukaryota; Viridiplantae; Chlorophyta; Mamiellophyceae; Mamiellales; Mamiellaceae.